AGAAAACUGAGCACAAUGCAAAACUUUAGUGUUCAGAACAAAAGAAUGUAUAGAAUGUCCUCAGAGGACUUCAGCAUGCUAAGACCCACAUUUUACUCUUGGAGAAGUACUGGGAAUAGGGGUUCCCAUUGCAAGGACAUCUUUGGAUCUACCACUGUACAAAUGGGGCUUUCUAGAAAUGUUGGAAAUGAAAAAGUUACCAUGCAAAUCCUGAAUGAACGUCUUGCUUCCUACCUGGAGAAAGUUAGAAGCUUGGAGAAGACCAACAGUGAGCUGGAGGUAAAAAUCCACCAGGUUCUGGAUAAAAAAGCUCCAGACUCUAAGAACUACAGUCACUACCAAGCCACUCUUGAUAAACUACGCAAAGAGAUCCUGGAAAUGGUUAUAAGCAAUGCAGAUGUGGGUCUUCAAAUUCACAAUGCCAAGUUGUCUGCUGAAGACUACAGGGUCAAGUAUGAAAAUGAAUUGCAGCUAAGACAGUAUGUUGAAGCAGACAUAAAUGCAUUGAGAAAGAUGCUGGAUGACAGCAAUGUGGCACGACUGCAUCUGGAAAAUGAUGUUGAAGGUCUGAAAGUGGAGCUCAUCCAAUUAAAGAAACAACAUCAACUGGAAGUGUCAGAACUAUAUAGUCAAAUCACCCAGUCAGGAGUGAAGGUGGAUGUUACUGCUCCCAAGGGACAGGACAUAGCUAAAAUCAUGGAGGAGAUGAGAGCCAAGUAUGAAAAGAUCGUCCUAAAGAACCAGGAGGAGCUCAAAACAUGGCAUGAAUCGAAAAUCUCCGUUGUACAGGUCCAAGUGACCGAGAAUGCGGAAGCACUGAAGGAAGCCAAAACACAAGUCAGCGUGAGCCGCAGGCAGAUGCAGACUUUGGAAACAGAGCUGCAGUCUCUGAUUGGAAGUAAAGGAUCUCUGGAAGAAGCCCUUCGUGAAACAAAGCUGCGAUAUGGCAUGCAGGUGGAGCAAUACAACAGCAUCAUUUUGCUGAGAGAGUCUGAACUUAAACAGCUGCGUGACAACAUUCAAAGUCAGAAACUGGAGUAUCAGGCUCUGUUCAACAUCAAGAUGGAGCUGGAAGCUGAGAUAGCAACCUAUAAGAGACUUCUGGAUGGAGAAGAACGAGAAUUAGAGAAAGGAUCCGUCAGGACAACAUUAGAGACUGUCACCCAGACAACAGUGGAUGGGAAAAUAGUGUCCUCCAGCUCCAGUACUAUCAAAAAGUGAUAUGAACAAACAUAG
This is a messenger RNA of Labeo rohita (rohu), 1236 nucleotides long. RefSeq names its product keratin 18a, tandem duplicate 2 (gene krt18a.2). Gene Ontology annotation, biological process: intermediate filament cytoskeleton organization. The transcript has 7 exons. The record is from RefSeq and is a predicted model, not a curated record. Bases 16 to 1221 code for a protein of 401 amino acids. Gene Ontology annotation, cellular component: keratin filament. Lineage: Eukaryota; Metazoa; Chordata; Actinopteri; Cypriniformes; Cyprinidae. Gene Ontology annotation, molecular function: structural molecule activity.